UCCAAUUUCAAUCUGCCUGUUUCCGCCAUCGGAUUUCGCCUCUCGAAUUCAAAUUUGGGGUUCUCACCAAACCCUAGCUUUCUCUCUCUAAACCCGGACUUCCGAGCACAUCUUCUCUCUCUAGAAGUGCAGUGUGGGCAUACAGAGCGAUGAGGAAGGGCACUAAGCGUAAGGCAACUCACAAGGGCGAGUCUCCAAGCAAGCCUGCUGAGGAUCAGAAAAAUGGGCGGAGCGAAUCCCCCAGCAAGCCGGAUAAAGAGAACCACUUGGAGGAGAAGAGCCGGAAUGGUGAGCCGGAGCGGAGCAAGAAAACAGCUGCACAGGGCAGGCCGAAGAGAGCCAAGGUCUCGAAGCCGGAAGCCGAGCCUGAGUACUUCCCGGAGAAGCGCAAUUUGGAGGACCUCUGGCAGCAGGUUUUUCCAGUGGGCACAGAGUGGGAUCAGUUGGACAUGGUAUAUCAAUACAAGUGGAACUUUUCUAAUUUGGAAGAUGCAUUUGAAGAAGGUGGAGAAUUAUAUAAUAAGAAGGUCUACCUCUUUGGCUGUACAGAGCCUCAAUUGGUCUCCUUUCAAGGUCAAGGAAAAGUUACAAUGAUACCUGUUGUGGUUGCUGUAGUAUCACCUUUUCCUCCUUCUGACAAGAUUGGGAUUAAAUCAGUUCAGAGGGAGACUGAAGAAAUCGUUCCCAUGAAGCAGAUGAAAAUGGACUGGGUCCCUUAUAUCCCACUUGAAAACAGGGAAGCCCAAGUUGAAAGACUUAAGAACUCCCAAAUUUUCAUUUUGAGCUGUAACCAGAGGAGGGCUGGUCUCAAACAUUUGAAGUUAGAACGUGUCAAGAAGUUUGAAUAUUGCUUACCUUACUUCUACCAUCCCUUCCAGGAAGAUGAACUCGAGCAGAGCACAGUGGUGCAACUUUUAUUUCCUAUUGAUCCCAAGCCGGUUUUCUGUGAGUUUGAUUGGGAGCUUGAUGAGCUAGAGGAGUUUACUGAUAAGCUUAUUGAGGAAGAGGAGUUGCCUGCAGAUCAGAAUGAUGCCUUCAAGGAUUUUGUGAAGGAGAAAGUUCGGGAAGCUAAAAAAGCUAACCGCGAGGCAAGGGAAGCACGUAAAAAGGCACUGGCAGAAAUGAGUGCGGAAACAAAGGCUGCGUUUGAGAAUAUGAGAUUCUAUAAAUUUUAUCCCGUAUCUACACCUGAUACACCCGAUGUAUCCAGCGUCAAGUCGCCCUUCAUCAACAGAUACUAUGGGAAGGCUCACAACGUUAUAUGAGUGGAAUGCCAAGGACAAGUCAUCUAAGAGAGGAAGCAACUUAUAACAGCAUUGCGUGUCCUUGGCAAUGAAAUUUAGCAGACAAAUUUAUGGAACUGCACGGUGCCAUGUGGAUUCAGUAAGGACUGGUUUACAGUUUUCAUUGUUGGAAGUGUAAACUUUAGAGGUCAAGACCAGAGAAACAAGAUUGAACAACCAAAAGCCGGAAUCAUUUAGCGCACCUGUUUUGUAUUAAUGGGGAACAUCAAUUUUGGAGACAGUUAGUUGAAUACAGAAGCUGUGAGUUCCUUAGACUAUUUAUCCAGUCUAAUAGUUACUCCCACUCAAUUUUUGACAGGGUUCACUACAAUGUAAUAUUUGAAAUAUAGGCCUUUCGCACUUUGCUGAGGUGUACCAUUAUUUAAUAAAUUGAAGUUUCAUUGCA
Sesamum indicum (sesame) is the source of this 1689-nucleotide messenger RNA. RefSeq names its product protein HEAT INTOLERANT 4. Gene Ontology annotation, biological process: regulation of cellular response to heat. The record is from RefSeq and is a predicted model, not a curated record. NCBI's taxonomy places the organism in Eukaryota, Viridiplantae, Streptophyta, Magnoliopsida, Lamiales, Pedaliaceae.